UCAUUUUAUCCUGUGCCUUUUGCACACCAUCCAUAAAUGAGGCCGACAUAAACGUCAUUAAAACAAGUGAAGGCCUUUCUACGACAUCCGAUACCGCAAAAAAGUUUGUUCCGGUCCAAGAAUCUGAAGCCGUCUUUAUCGAUGGACUGAAUGCGGACCGAUUGGCUGCUCUGCGUGCGGAAGCGGAGGAGCGCGAGUUCCAGGCGGAGGUCAACCAAAUGAUGAAGUUGAUUAUCAAUUCCCUCUACAAGAACAAAGAGAUAUUCCUCAGGGAGCUUAUUUCAAACGCCUCAGAUGCCCUGGACAAAAUACGAUUGCUAUCCCUCACCGAUCGAGAAGCACUUCAAGCCACUGAAGAACUUAGUAUCCGUAUUAAGGCAAACAAGGAAGCUCGAACUCUGCACAUAAUCGAUACAGGGAUCGGAAUGAGCAAGGGCGAUCUCGCCAUUAACCUGGGAACCAUAGCCAAAUCGGGAACAGCAGACUUUCUUUCCAAGUGGACUUCGACUCAGUCAGGAGCAGAUGCGUCAGACCUUAUCGGCCAGUUUGGUGUCGGGUUCUAUUCUUCAUUCUUGGUCGGUAAGAAGGUCAUGGUUAUUUCCAAAAAGAACGGGUCCUCGCAGUACAUUUGGGAGUCAGAUGCAAAGAAGUUUCAUAUAGCUGAAGAUCCUCGUGGCGACACACUAAAACGUGGUACAGAAAUAAUCAUCUUUCUGAACGAUGAUGCUGAUGAUUAUCUGGAGCCUGAAACAUUGCAAACAUACAUCAAGAAAUACAGUCAAUUCAUUAACUUCCCAAUCUAUCUCUGGUCCAGUCAUGUGGAAAAAGUCAAUGUGACCCCUGGAGAACCUGAGGAAAAUCCGGCUGAUGAUGCUGACGCUAGCGUUGAAGAGGAGAAGAAAGAUACCGAGAAAACCACCGAAAAGACGGUUUGGGAUUGGGUUUUAAUGAAUGAACAAAAGCCGAUCUGGAAGAAAAAGCCGGCGGACAUCACAGAAGAAGAAUAUAGAAGUUUUUAUCAAGCUCUUAGUGGUGACAAAGACGAACCACUUGGAAGAAUCCAUUUUAAAGGCGAAGGUGAUGCUUCGUUUACUGCCAUACUGUUCAUCCCCAAGCGAUCACCUGGCGACGUAUUCAACGUUCAGUACAGUUACAAGGACAGAAUAAAACUAUAUGUUCACCGUGUUUUUAUAUCUGAUGUUGCUGAAGAUUUGCUGCCGAAAUAUCUGGGUUUCGUAGUGGGAAUUGUCGACAGUGAUGACCUACCGCUCAAUGUCUCUAGGGAGAUGCUCCAACAAAAUCAACUUAUUAAAGUUAUCCGGCGGAAGCUUAUACGGAAAGUUAUCGAGCUCAUUGGUAAACUAUCGGAAGAGGAUUACGAGAAAUUCUGGAAAGAAUUUAGCGUUCACAUGAAGCUGGGUAUGGUUGAAGAUCAAACCAACCGGGCAAGGUUAUCAAAACUUUUACGCUUCCGUACAUCCUUGAGUGGGGAGAAAAUGUCAAAUCUGACUGACUACGUUUCUCACAUGAAGAAGGACCAGGACAAGAUAUUUUAUCUGACGGCAUCAUCUUUAGUGGAAGCAAGGUCAUCCCCAUUUGUCGAGCGCCUUGUCAAAAAGGGAUAUGAGAUUGUAUACAUGAUCGAUCCCUUGGACGAGUUUAUGAUGCAGUCCUUCACGGAGUUCGAAAGCAAGCCACUACAAAAUGUCGCCAGAGAUGGCCUGUCAUUGGAUACAUCUGAAACCAAGAAAGCCUUGAGAGAACUUCAGCAGAAAGAGUUUGAGAGUUUGCUUAAGUGGAUGAAAGAAGAUGCCCUGAAAGACCAGAUUGAAAAAGCCGAGUUGUCUGAGCGCUUAUCAGAUAGCCCAUGUGCACUUGUGGCUGGGAGGUAUGGUUGGUCAGGUAAUAUGGAACGAAUAAUGAGAGCGCAGGCGCAUCAAAGAGGUGAUGAUUCGUCAGCCGAUUUCUACUCUAAAAUGCCAAAAACGAUGGAAUUAAAUCCGAGACAUCCGUUGGUGAAGGAGCUCAACACACGCGUCAAACACGAUGCCUCAGAUCCUGUCGCGAAGGAUACGGCGGAGCUCCUGUUCCACAUAGCAACUUUGCGUUCCGGGUAUGCCCUUAGGGACCCUGUUGAGUUUGCGCGUAAGGUCGAACUGGUCAUGCGCAAAAAUCUUGCGGUCGACGAGCAUGAAGAAGUGGAGCCAGAGCCAGAGGAAUCUGAAAGCCUUAGGGAAGAGAAACCAGUCACCGACGAAGAUGCAGAUGAGAAAGCUGGUUCGAUUAAUACCUCCGGACCGGACACCGACGAAUCACCAGCAAAAACACCGUCUGACGAGGAUAAGGAAAACUGUCCUACAUGUCGCCGUCUAUUGCAAUUACCAUCAAGUCAUCAGUUGAUUCAGGACCACUUUGGAGAGGAUCUAUACGAUGAUGACAAGGAAUCAGAAGAUGACAAAGAAGAUUCAGGUCUGGAGGUAGUAGGCACCCGAAAAUUGUUGGCUGUGAAGCCGACUGUACAAACGAAAAAGUCUAAAGCUACAAACACUCCUGCGCCUUCAAAGAAGUCUAACGGAAAACAGACGGUAGCCAAGAAAACAAAACAGGCAUUUGCUAAAAAGAAGACACUUGAUGCUCUCAAACAGAAACCAGUUGCUCUUUCAAUAAAGGCCAUCCAUAGUAAAAUUGCUGAGAAGAAACACCAGCCAUCCGACGACUUGAGCUUGCACCACUUUUCAUCACUCCGCGAAAGAACUACACCAGCUCCUAAGAAGAAGCACAUCCGUGUGGUGGGCACUAUCAACGAUCAUGACUGUGACGGGAUUCCAGACGAUAUUGAUGAGGAUAUUGACAAUGAUGGCCUUCUGGAUCGCACUCAGGAUUCUGACUGGGACGGAGAACUCAAUCACGUAGACCUGGAUGAUGACAAUGAUGGGAUUCCUGAUACAGAGGAUGAUGACGCCAAUGGAGAUGGGAUCCUCGACUGCAGAGUGGACACUUCUGACCAUGCAUUCGUAGUCAGAUUUAAGACAAAGAAGCGAUCAGCCGAUAGUGACAUGGAUGGUAUCCCUGACGAGGUGGACGGAGAUGACGAUGAUGACGGCAUCCCGGACAUGCUGGAAGACGAAGAUGGAGAUCAAAUUCCUGAUCUUUUCAAAUUGACAUUGAAAGACAUCGAAUCUGAAAAAGACCUUCAUGAGCUUACCAAACGUAUGUCACGCUAUGGUUGGCACGAUCACGAUUGUGACGGCAUUCCCGAUGAUUUGGAUCCAGACGAUGAUAAUGAUGGGUUCUUCGACAACAAGCAAGACAGCGAUCGAGAUGGGAUUCUAAACGAGUGGGAUGAGGAUGACGACAACGAUGGCAUUCCAGACAGUGAAGAUCCAGAUUCGAAUGGUGAUGGUAUCCCCGACUGUAUCAUCAAGGAUAGUGAUGGCGAUCUUAUUCCCGACCACAUUGAUACUGAUGAUGAUAAUGAUGGUAUCCCGGAUUUGCAUGACCCUGACCAUCCCGCAUACAACUACUUCAAAGAUUCCGAUAACGAUGGCGUUCCUGAUGUUUUGGAUAAGGAUGACGACAAUGACGGAAUUCCCGACCAUAACGACCAGGAUGCAGAUGGUGAUGGAACCCAUGACCUAUUCCAAGAUGUUGACAAUGAUGGUGUUCCUGACAGUAUAGACGAUGAUAUGGACAAUGACGGCAUACCAGAUCAUCUACAGGAUCACGAUUGUGAUGGAAUUCCGGACAUAAUUGAUCCUGAUGAUGAUAAUGAUGGCUAUUUCGACAACAAGCAGGACAGUGACAACGAUGGAAUAUUGAACGAAUGGGACGAUGACGAUGACAAUGAUGGAAUUCCAGACAAAGAUGAUCCAGACUCCAACGGCGAUGGCAUAAUAGACUGUCAGCCGAAAGAUUCCGAUGGUGACGGAAUUCCUGACCACCUAGACGAUGACGAUGAUAAUGAUGGUGUUCCGGAUCACCGUGAUCCAGACUCGUUGUCCUUCCUACUUUACAAGCACAAACGCUAUUUGGAAGCCAUUCCAGCCGAACUCGCACGCAACCAGGCCAAUUUAUUGAAUGUUGACUUGGGUGAUCCAAACGAUAAGGACUGUGAUGGAAUUCCCGACCAUUUGGACAACGACCAAGAUAAUGAUGGUAAGAUCGAUCGGACACAGGAUUCCGACAUGGACGGCAUAUUAAACCACGUGGACGAAGAUGACGAUAACGAUGGCAUACCCGAUCACCUCGAUCCUGAUGCCAACGGUGAUGGAAUACCAGAUUGCCGGCGUGAUGAUGAGCUUCAUUAUAAACUGGUCAGAUCACCUUCUGGUCUGGUGAAGAAGGUGAUCCGCAUACGGAAACCCACUCAAGAAGAACAACAUAUCGCAUUUAUGGUCGGGGAGGCAAAACGCAAACUGAUCAAAAUGCGGAAUAAAAUGAACAGUCCACCAACUCGUGGCCCUUUACAGACGACACCAGCCCCGCCAGUUCAAUCACCAGGUGAACGAGAAGAGGAACAGAAGGUCGAAAAACUCAGGCCUCACAAUCCAAAGACUGUCUCUAAUGCGAAGAAACAACCCAGCCAUCCAGGUCUCAAUACAAUUGACAAAAUCAACUCAAAAAAGUCCGAGAAAUCUUACAUGAAGAUAGAGUCUAAGCACGGAAGGAAGCUGGUCACGUAUACCCUGGAAAAUGACGAUGAAGAGUUCCCACCAUAUAUUCAUCAAGAUAAUGUGAAAGAUUCUGAUGAAAAUCUUGAGGACGAUAUGGUAGAUUUCGUUUCUGAAUCAGAAGAACAGCCAAGUGGAAGCUUCUUAUUCUCUGGGGCAAUGGCAGCCGACGCCCAAGCCAUUAGAAUGGUGGCAGCGCAGAAAGCUAAGUUGGAAGCGGGACUCAAGAAGGCAAAACCUGAUACUACCUCAAAAAAGUCUGCGAAACCCGGAAUAAACCCAACCAAGUUGACAACGGGAACUUGCAAUGCCAAGAAUUGUCAUGCGGAGCUCGCAAAAGACACCAGUGGCAUCCGCGCAGCUGUGCGAGCCAACAAAAGAGUUUUACGGAACAAACUCACUCCAACCAAGCUAGUUGAAGAUAACGAUGACGACGAAGAUAAGGGUGCGGAAGUGGAAGACGAAGAUGAUAGUGAUAAAGACGAUGGCGGUGAUGACUAUGAUGAAGAUGAAGAUGAUGAUGGUAUUCCCGAUCAUUUGGAGGGGGAUUCCGAUGGCGAUGGAAUCCCAGACUACAUGGAAGAUGAAGACGGUGACGGUGUGCCAGACUACCUAGAGGACGAAGAUGGAGAUGGAGUACCCGACUAUUUGGACGAUGACUCAAACUACAUACGCGGUAAGUUAAGUGGAGACGCGGACGGAGAUGGUAUUCCAGAUCAUCUGGAAAUUGAUUCGGAUGGAGAUGGUGUACCGGACUAUCUUGAGGACUCAGACGGUGACGGAAUACCUGACUAUUUGGAGGAUUCCGACGGUGACGGAAUUCCUGACUACCUGGAUCCAGAUAGUAAGUCGCACUUCAGUCCCAGAAAGGUUAGAAAGCAUGCAAAGAAGCAUCAUUUAGACUAUGACUUAGAUCAUGAUGGCAUACCUGAUUUUCUUGAGGGAGAUUCGGAUGGGAACGGGGUUCCUGAUUACUUAGAAGACACCGAUGGGGAUGGAGUUCCAGAUUAUCUAGAAGACUCAGAUGGUGAUGGUGUUCCUGACUAUCAAGACGAGGACGCAACAACUAAAUUCUCAGCCAAGAGGAUGCGGGCGUUGAAAGGAAGGCUAAAGUCGGGUGAUGCGGAUGGUGAUGGAAUACCGGAUCAUCUUCAAGGUGACUCAGAUGGCGAUGGGAUUCCAGACUAUCAGGAAGACAGUGACGGCGAUGGAAUACCCGAUUACCUGGAAGAUUCUGAUGGAGACGGAAUCCCUGACUACAUUGACGAUGAUGCCACAACACAAUUCGCCCCAAAAGUUCUGGAAAAAGUGGCAGAGUUAAAGAAAAAAGACGACAAAGAUGGAGACGGGAUUCCAGAUUAUCUGGAAGGUGAUUCUGAUGGCGACGGUAUACCAGAUUAUCUCGAGGAUACAGAUGGGGAUGGAAUCCCAGACUACCUGGAAGAUUCUGACGGUGAUGGAAUACCUGAUUACCUAGAUGAAGACUCAGUUCUUCGGAAGUCAAAAUCCAUUUUCAAGAUUGAGGAUAAAAAUAAAAACGGUAUACCCGAUCACCUCGAACGUGAUUCGGACUACGACGGUACGCCGGACUACUUAGAAGACACGGACAGAGACGGUAUUCCAGAUUACCUGGAGGAUUCCGAUGGAGAUGGGAUACCGGAUUACCUGGACGAAGAUGCUACUACCCAGUUUUCUCCGAAAAAGAUCCGUGGAAGAGCUACAGGCAAAAAAUUUGCAGACGCUGACAGGGAUGGAAUCCCAGACCAUUUGGAAGGUGAUUUCGAUAGAAACGGAAUUCCAGAUUAUUUAGAAGAUUCAGACGGUGAUCAGAUUCCAGACUAUUUAGAAGAUUCAGAUAAUGACGGCAUUCCUGACUAUCUAGAUGAAGACGCAACCACAAUAUUUGCUCCGAGAAUAAUGCGUAAGCUUAGACCACAGCGAAACUACGCAGAUGUUGAUGGAGACGGUAUACCGGACCAUUUGGAGGAGGACAACGAUGGUGAUGGUACGCCAGACUAUCUAGAGGAUAGUGACUCUGACGGUAUACCAGAUUAUUUAGAGGAUACUGAUGGCGACGGGAUUCCAGAUUAUAUUGACGAAGAUGCGACAACGCAGUUUUCACCCAGGGGCUUUCGUAGACUCAAACUUACUACUCGCUUUGAAGAUACUGACGGUGACGGCAUUCCGGACCACUUGCAGGGUGAUUCUGAUGGGGACGGUGUAUUGGAUUUUCUUGAAGACAGUGACGGCGAUGGAAUACCAGAUUACUUGGAGGAUUCUGAUGGAGACGGAGUCCCAGACUAUCUGGAUGAAGAUGCUGUCAGUCAGUUCUCUCCAAAACACUUCACCGACAAAAAUCGAGAUGGCAUUCCAGAUAGUCUGGAGGGUGAUUCCGAUGGAGAUGGAAUACCAGAUUAUCUGGAAGAUACAGAUGGUGACGGAAUUCCUGAUUACUUAGAAGACUCCGACGGUGACGGAAUUCCAAAUUAUCUUGACAAAGAUGUCGUGGACGUCGAAACUGAAGCCGUUCUAGAAGCGUAUGAUGCUGACAUCAAUAGGAAUGGCAUACCUGACUAUUUGGAAGACUGGAAUGGUGAUGGAAUCCCCAACUACAUGGACGAUCAAGACGGUGAUGGAAUCGCAGACUUCUUGGACAAGGAGAAUAAUCAAUUGAACCAAAAGAAACGAAAGCAAAAAGAACCCAAAAGUCGGCUAAGAUAUUCCGAUCUCAAUGAAAAUGGCAUUCCAGAUCAACUAGAAGGUGAUUCCGAUGGAGAUGGUGUACUUGAUUACAUGCAAGAUACAGAUAAAGAUGGCAUUCCAGACUACCUGGACGAUGACGAUCCAAACGCUAAAUUUCGUAAACCACCUGGUAAAUCUAAACAGAAGAGGGUGAAAAAGUCUAAGAGGAAUCUUUCCGUUAGGCUGCGAGAUCUCGAUUCCGAUGGUGGUAGAAUUCCAGAUGAUGAGGAGGACGCAGAUGGUGACGGAAUCCCAGACUAUUUGGAAAGCGAUGCUGACGGUGAUGGAAUCCCUGAUGACAGAACAAAAGUCGUAGAUCGAAACAGAAACGGGAUUCCUGAUCAUCUGGAACUAAAAGACCGUGAUGGGGAUGGAAUUGUUGAUCUAGAUGACGAUGACGAUGAUAACGAUGGCAUUCCUGACGCCGAAGAUGACGAUGAUGACAAUGACGGAAUUAAAGAUUAUGAGGAAGACGAGAACCACAAUCAAAAGUUGGAUAUUCUUGAGGGGAAAGAUAGUGACGGAGAUGGGAUACCUGACUACUUGGAUGACGAUGAUGACAAUGAUGGUAUUCCAGACCACAUGGAUGACGACGAUGAUGACGACGGAUUGUCCGAUAACAUGGAAGAUGAAAAUCAAAAUGCUAUUCCGGAUUAUCUGGAAUUGAAAGACAGCGAUGGCGAUGGAAUUUUGGAUCUUGUCGAUACCGAUGAUGAUAAUGACAACAUUCCUGACUACCUGGAUGAAGAUGACGAUGGUGAUGGAGUUCCCGAUGAUGAAGAGGAUGAGAAUGAAAACAAUAUUCCGGAUAUUUUGGAACUGCGUUACAAAGAAAAAGAUUUGAUAAGACACCAACUGAGGGAACACCUGCCAAGGAAAUUUGCAAAAUCAGCGGUAGUAGCGCGAAAUGGUGCAUCAAUCAACGAUGACGACGACGAUCAUGAAGACGGUGAUGAGACUGAUGGCGACGAUGAAGACCACGGUGAUACAGAAGACAAGGACGGAUACGACGAUGAUGAUGACAGUGGAAUAGAGGACGACCAACACCCUCCCUCAUUGCUGCGUACCCAAGUUAACCGCGUUCUCCGGUGGAUCGAAAACGUCGUUGGUGUGGAAAAUUCAGAUUAGCCUUGCAAAAUUGUCACUGCAUGUGUACUUUGUUAUCUUUCCAUCCCAUUGUGCCCAGAAUAGUUUACGGACUGAAACGUUGUUGGUCGAACAUAGAUUAGUGCAUAGCUUGAUUCUUUUGAGGAGAAAUACGAAAGGAUGGAAAAUUCAGAAAAAGCAAAGAGUGGUUAGGAGAAUUCCUUCUCUCCGGUUAUUUUGCCUAAUCAAAAGGCAUUCGUUCUUCCCUCUACCAUAUCCUGUCUCUCUUCUCUCCAUGAUAAAAAACGUCCGCUCCUCUUCCCAUAAAAGUUAAUUCCCCAAGACCAAAACUCCCCCUUUCACCGAUUCACUCCUUAUUCCUCCGUUCAUUUCGGUUGUAGUAAAGUGUAGUAAGUCCGUCCUUCAUGUUCUCACUUCUUUCCUGAACACCAACAGUACUGCCUUGUUUGCCGUCAUCAAGUCAACUUUGAGCCCAAUAUUUUUGCCUUACGUUGUCAAUAACGAGGGGAUUUAUUAGGCAGUGGGAUUGAAAUGAGGAGUCUACGUUCGGACAAAGUACUGCUGGUCUGCUACCCAAUAAUCCAAUGUUGCCUGAAGACUUGCUGCAUCAACGUUGACACUUCAGUCGAUAAGUACUAGUUUUAGCGGUGUGUGUGAAAUUUGCGUUCACAUCCCUCUCUUUUGAGCACUUUUCUGCCUGUCCUGGCGGAACUAUCGUAGCCAGCCAAAUAAAA
Opisthorchis viverrini is the source of this 9253-nucleotide messenger RNA. RefSeq lists its product as hypothetical. Gene Ontology annotation, molecular function: calcium ion binding; ATP hydrolysis activity; ATP binding. The annotation marks the transcript as partial. The record is from RefSeq and is a predicted model, not a curated record. Lineage: Eukaryota; Metazoa; Platyhelminthes; Trematoda; Opisthorchiida; Opisthorchiidae. The transcript is spliced from 25 exons. Gene Ontology annotation, biological process: protein folding.